Acanthosepion pharaonis is the source of this 915-nucleotide messenger RNA. NCBI's taxonomy places the organism in Eukaryota, Metazoa, Mollusca, Cephalopoda, Sepiida, Sepiidae. The record is from the annotation of a GenBank genome assembly.
AUGAGGGCUCUCCGAGCCAGGAUGAAAGAAGAUGGUACACUGAGUGCACAUGAUGAAGAAUGGGAGAAGGUACUGGGUUACCGAUACAACCCUCUUUCAGAAGAGAUGCACGUGGGCCACGUCAGGUGCGAUCCCGAUGCGUCAACAAAGAGGGAGUGCUUUCUGAUUACGGUUCGCAGCCGAAUACUUAUUAGGUCUAUGUGGAAGAAUGGUUUGGGUUGGGAUGAUCCUCUCCCUACUGCGCCGACACGUGACUGGUUAUUUGUCGUGCUGAAGGAUUAUUUCUUUUUUUCUGCUCUGUUACUCGACCUAGUUGGAGCAGGUCGCAAGAGGAGGAUUCCUUUUGCAACCCUUACCAGGCUGUCGCUGCUCUCUUCUGGGGGGGUCACUAAAUACUCAUAUCUUUCUUUCUUUCUUUCUUUCUUUUUUUCUUACACCCUUAUUAUACCCUUCUUACACCUUUGUUUGUUUCUUCUAUAUUUCUUUAUUUAUUUCGCACAAACUUCUUUCAUCUAUCUUUUUCUUUCUUUAUUUUUCUUUUGUUACACUCUUCUUAUAACCUUCUUACACUUUGUUUGUUUAUUUGUUUGUUAUUUCUUUCUUUCACUCUCUAAUCUUUCUUUCUUUCUUUCUUACAACGUUCUUACACAUUUUUUUAGACUUUUCUUUCUUUCUUUUUGUUUUUACGCUCUUCUUAUAACCUUCUUAGACCCAUCUUACAUCUUUCUUUCUUUCUUUCUUUCUUUCUUUCUUUCACCCUUCUUAUAUAUUUCUUUCUUUCAAUAUAUUUCUAAAAUUGUUGCUGCUGUUGAAAGUCUCCAACUAAUGACUCAACUUGAAUCUAUCUAUCUAUCUAUCUAUCUAUCUAUCUAUCUAUCUAUCUAUCUAUCUAUCUAUCUAACGAUACAGUGGUAG